UGUUAUCGUGCGUUUGACAUAGUUAUUUUUUUCUUAAAACGUGAGAAAUUGUAAAAUCUUCAUUCCGGAUAAAAAGAAUCAUCGGAGAAUGAUUUCAAAACAGAAUAUUAAAGUUAGCUUAGUUAUUCUUCUUUUCGUGUACAUAUGUAUACAGUUAUUUAUAGUGCAAGUGAAAAAUUAUAAGUCAAAGCCUUCACAAAUGAUUUCCUACGAUCAAGUAUCCGAAAGUAUUACUACUUUCCCAAACAGUAUGACUGCUUUAUCCAGUUGGACCACCACACGAAAUGUGUCACUUCAACAAAGUAAAUGUAAUGGAUCAGUCAAUCUUAUUAGAGGACAUCUGAGACAAUAUCAGGGCUUUCUUACCAUAGGAUUAUGUACAGUCCCGAGAUCAAAGGCAACGUACUUAAAAGAUACGCUCACGUCACUGAUUCAUCACAUGACAAAUGAACAAAAAGAAAAGAUCGUGAUCAUAGUAUUUCUAGGAUUUCACAAUGAAUCUGAUGUUGAUGCAACCGUUCAUAUGAUUGAAUAUAACUUCAAUGAUAGUCUUUCUACGGGAGGUUUACAAAUAAUUCAACCAGCUGAAAGUGUCUAUCCGGAUUUUAGUAAAAUGACAAAACAAACCUUCAAAGAUUCUAUGAAGAGAGUUCACUGGAGGACAAAGCAAAAUAUUGACUUUGCCUAUUUGUUUGGCUAUUCUGAGAAAUUGUCGAAAUACUAUAUGCACGUGGAAGAUGACGUGGACGCCACUCCUAAGUACUUAAACAUAAUCACGGACUCUUUAAUUAAAGAAGAAAAAGCAAAGCACCAUUGGUUUGUUUUAGACUUUGGGGAAGGUUUCAUUGGAAAACUUUUCAGAUCAAGUGACCUGUGUAUGAUGAAAGACUAUUUAUUGCUCUUUCAAGAUCAAAAACCUUGUGAUUUAUUAUUAGAAGAUCUAAAACAAAUUCAAUUGCAUAAUUUUAAAAAAGUAAGUAAGGUCAAGAAAGUCUUCAAGCAUCGGGGAAAAUAUUCAUCUUUAGAAGGUAAAAUAGUUCCGGAUGAAAAAGCGAAAGUGACCUCGAAAAAAUCGUUAUCAAUAACAACUGAACCAUUGUAUGUUUCUAAUUUAACUUCAAACCCACCAGCUAUUAUCGAGACAACAUUUAAAACGUUUUCCAAUUUCACGCCGGAAUAUGCUUAUGAGAUCAAUAGCACCUUGUUUUUCUGGGCUAAAGUACCUAAGGUCGGAGAAUAUUAUAGAGUGAAACUACAGUCCCGGGUGCUGUGUUCACGCAUUGCAAUUCGCACAGGUGCACCUAAAACAGGAACGGAUAGAUUAGAAAACGCAGAGAUUGUUAUUAGUUAUGAGCCUACUAAUGACGGAACAUGUAAGGGCAAGAAAUCGGUUGGAACUCUAUCGCAUGGUAAAUUUGAGCAGACGUUCGUUCAACCACAAGCGUUGAAAUGUUUGGAAAUUAUCAUGACGAAGAAACAGAACGAUUGGCUAAUUAUAUCUCAGAUAGAAAUAGAAACUUAAUAAUAUGAAAAUGCAUAUUGUAUGUAACGUCAUACGUUUUGACAACUACGCAAGUCAUUCAUGAAGUCCCAGAAUUUGACUUAAGUUAUCUCCCAUGAUGUUCAGUUUCUAUAUAUAGCGUGGGGUUUUUACAACGUGCUUCGUGAUGUGGAUGGCAAGUAAUUUUCUAAACCGACCAACAGCUGACGAAUCUUAGUUCAGUUUUCUAUAGUUUUUUUUGUAAAUAUCAUAAGAAGAACAUAUGAAUAUCAUAAGAAGAAGUUAUGUCGUUAGUUUCGCUACCAUUCCGUAAGAUUUGCUUAUCUUUCUACGUAAAGUUGGACAUUCUAACACAAAGGGGUACGGCUCAUUGAAUAUUCACAAAAUAUGUGUUUGAUAGUAGACAACAUUCAUCCUAAGUCAGAAAUGAAUUCUAUUUCGAUUUAUUUCCCGAAAAUAUAUCUGUAAAUUUCCGGGAAAAAAAACGACCAAUCAGAUGCCGGUUGUUUAUAUUCGCCAAGAUGGCGGUGUUUUUAGAGAAAUUUUAACGGGGAAAUGCUCUAAAGCCGCAUGUGACUUUAUAUCACAUUGUCAUUAUAGGUUAUUGGAAUAUUUGAUAACUUUUAUGCAGUCUUAAUUGCCUAGCAUGUUAAAAGCUUGUAAUAUUAUCUCUAACGAUUGCAACAUUCAUGUAACUUUGUCUUUCCGGCGUAGCCACGAUCGAUGUCGACUUCAUGUAAAUGAAUAGUUUUUUUAUUACUUUGGCGGCCAGUACUUGUUAACUAUAAGAGAAAAGUUUUACAUUGGUUCAAUAGAUGAAUUAUUCGACUACAUAUUGCAUAAUUCCUUUUAAUUUAUGCUGUAUCGUAUAAAAAACUGCGAGGCGAAAACCUUGAUUGGGCAUAGACACCUUCUUAUGGGAGUUGUUGCCCUUGUCUAUAUAUUAGUAUAUAGUGUAAUGGGAAUGGACUUAGAAUUCAUUUCUGACUUAGGAUAAAUGUUUUCUACUAUCAAAUACAUAUUUUGUGAACAUUCAAUGAGCCAUACCCCUUUGUUCUAACAUGCUAAUAAAAAGGAACUGAUAAAAAAAUAUGUUGAACUACAUCGAGCAUAGCAGUAAUUUUCCUGCCUGACGUCAUAUCUAACGUCUUAUGGGUGUUAGCAUUACUUUUUUAUGCUGUGCAUAAUAUUAUAUUGUGUAAAUAUGCACUUGUUUGCCCUAUCUGUUUGAUUUGGGAAUGGUGUGAAGCGUGUUUAAAAGUAGUUUACAUGCAUUUAUGCGUCUUUAAAAAAAAAUCUUUUUACUAUGCAGGUACCGCAUGCGUAAGAAAACAAUACUUAUUUGCAUCGCAACAAGGUGGGUUGAAAAAAGGUUUUAAACAAUCAGUUCAGAUCCUUAGCUUGUACAGCAAUGAAUAAAUCAAAUGGUGUAUAAUUUUGUACUGUGAUGUUAACUUGUGCAGCUGUUUAUUUAUCUGCAGCAAUGUGUUAUAUAUUCUAAACUGUGUUGAUCAAAGUAAUUACUUUGUAACUAUUGUUUCAUUUCAAAGAGACUCCACUGAGGUUCUUUGGAAAGACGGGACAUAUUUUUCUGAGAUUUUUAUACCAUUUGAUGAAGAUCUAUACCAAUAACUUGUGAUCAUUU
Messenger RNA from Ruditapes philippinarum (Manila clam), 3146 nucleotides. RefSeq names its product alpha-1,3-mannosyl-glycoprotein 4-beta-N-acetylglucosaminyltransferase C-like. Gene Ontology annotation, biological process: protein N-linked glycosylation. The transcript is spliced from 5 exons. Gene Ontology annotation, molecular function: acetylglucosaminyltransferase activity. The coding region runs from base 89 to 1522 and encodes 477 amino acids. The record is from RefSeq and is a predicted model, not a curated record. NCBI's taxonomy places the organism in Eukaryota, Metazoa, Mollusca, Bivalvia, Venerida, Veneridae.